AUGACGGCGACGUCUGCAUCGCCGCCGGCGCCUGAGAACGAGACAGAGCCUCGUACAGAGGCAGCGCCGGCUGUUCGUACGGAAGAGGAAGAGUCUGAACUUGGUGCAAAGGAAGAAGAGCGUCGGAAAAAGGACGCAGCGGCUGCUGCGCUCACGCUAGAAAUCGUCGGUGAUCUGCCUCAUGCGGACGUCAAGCCGCCGGAGAAUGUCCUGUUUGUUUGCAAGCUGAAUCCUGUAACGCGCAGUGAGGACUUGGAACUUAUCUUUUCGCGGUUCGGUAAGAUUUGCAGCUGUGAAGUGAUCAAAGACAAAAAGACGGGCGAUAGUUUGCAGUACGCCUUCAUCGAGUUUGAGGAGCGAGCCUCCGCUGAACAGGCCUAUACCAAAAUGCAAAAUGUCUUGAUUGACGAUCGCCGGAUUUGGGUGGAUUUCUCCCAAAGUGUCUCUAAACUACAUGGCGUGUGGGUCAAGCAGCGCACAGGCAAAGCACCCUCGAGCCAUACGAAGCCCAGCUCGUCCCACCGUUCUUAUGAUCGAAGGCAGGAAGAUACGCGCCAUCGCGAUUAUCGGUCACGUCGAUACGAUGAAGACGAUCGUCGCCGUAAUCAUCGCUCGCAUCGAUAUGAGGACCGUGAUCGCUCGCGACAAAGGUAUGAGGACCGUGGCCAUCGGCAUGACUCUUAUGAGCGGCGGUACCGGUCUCGGGAUGAUCGGUCACGCUACGAUGAUGAUCGACAAGAUCGCCACCACCGCCGUGCAGACCGUGAAACUUCGCCCCGUAGAGAAUCAUAG
This is a messenger RNA of Malassezia pachydermatis, 792 nucleotides long. RefSeq names its product cyclophilin-like protein. Lineage: Eukaryota; Fungi; Basidiomycota; Malasseziomycetes; Malasseziales; Malasseziaceae. Gene Ontology annotation, cellular component: nucleus. The coding region runs from base 1 to 792 and encodes 263 amino acids. The record is from RefSeq and is a predicted model, not a curated record. Gene Ontology annotation, molecular function: RNA binding. The transcript is spliced from 3 exons.